This is a messenger RNA of Colius striatus (speckled mousebird), 803 nucleotides long. It is a transcript of the gene FABP3, whose product is annotated as fatty acid binding protein 3. Gene Ontology annotation, cellular component: nucleus; cytosol. The transcript is spliced from 4 exons. The coding region runs from base 159 to 560 and encodes 133 amino acids. The record is from RefSeq and is a predicted model, not a curated record. Lineage: Eukaryota; Metazoa; Chordata; Aves; Coliiformes; Coliidae. Gene Ontology annotation, molecular function: fatty acid binding. Gene Ontology annotation, biological process: fatty acid transport.
GGACAUUAUUUAAGGCGGUUGCGAGGCCGUCAGGCAGCUGCGAGCUCCGGCCGUUGCGGUGCCAACACUCCGAACCCGAACAGACCAACCCCCCCCAACACACACACCCCCCAAAAACGAGCCCCCCCCGUGCCGCCCCCUCCCCGCAGCCCCUCGCCAUGGUCGACGCCUUCGUGGGCACCUGGAAGCUGGUGGAUACGGCCAAUUUCGAUGAGUACAUGAAGGCGCUGGGCGUGGGCUUUGCCACGCGGCAGAUGGCCGGGCUCACCAAGCCCACCACCAUCAUCGAGCUAGACGGGGACAAGGUGACGGUGAAAACGCAAAGCACCUUCAAAAACACGGAGAUCAGCUUCAAACUGAACGAGGAGUUUGAUGAGACCACGGCAGACGACAGACACGUCAAGUCUCUGGUGAAGCUGGAUGGAGGGAAGCUCAUCCACGUGCAGAAGUGGGAUGGGAAGGAGACGUCGCUGGUCAGGGAGCUGAAGGAUGGGAAAUUAGUCCUGACUCUCACCAUGGGCAACGUGGUCUCCACUCGCACCUACGAGAAGGCGACAUAGACACUGUGCCCAGCUCCUCUGCCCCUGCCCUGGUGCCACAUCAUCCCCCCUCCCACCACCUCCAUCCCCUCCCCACGCCAGCAUGAGGGCUCAGAGCCCCCUGGGGUCACCUGAGGCCCCUGUCCCCACGCUGGGGCUGCUGGGGUUGGGCCUUUGGGCUGCUCUGGGGGAGGGGUGGGUUGGGUUUUUUAAUUACUGAUGGGAAAACACACAUGGAAAAUGAAUAAAGGUCCUGUUGUUACA